AUGUUUAAGAGGUUUGAAGAUGAGUUGAUGGAAAGCAUUGGGUCGAAUUGUGUUAAAGGAGCAAGUGAUGAAUAUACUUCCAUAUAUCAGUUAAUUGAAGAUGGCCAUGCAAGAGUUUACUUUGUAACAUUUUCCCAUUCAAAUGGUAACAUCUCUUGUAGUUGUCAUAUGUUUGAGACUCUUGGAUUAUUAUGUCAUCACACUUUAUGGAUAUUUGUCAUGAAUAACGUAAAAGAGAUACCUAAAGCAUAUAUAAUGAAGAGAUGGACAAAAAGAGCAAAGCCAAUAUUCAUAAAUGAUUUCAAUGUUGGAACGGUGAAUGAAGAAAAAUCAACUCGCUUAUUGCAACUUAGUGAGUUGAACCAUAAUGGUUACAAUCUUUUUGAUAGAAGUUCUUUGAUUCCGAAAUGUACAAAAAUUGUUAAAGACAAAUUGAUCAAGGCAUUAGAACUAGUUGAGAAGGAAAAGGCAACCCUCAAAGAUGUCCAAGAAUUGGAAAAUGCUUCCCAAAAAACAACUCAAGAAGAUGUUGGUGAUGGUUCUAAUGAGGAUUUCAGAUAUUCAAUUCAUGAGAAGCUUGUGCUUGACCCUAUACAUAUCAAAACAAAAGGUUCAAAAGGCUCUCGAAUGAAAAGUCAAUUGGAGAAGUGUUAA
This is a messenger RNA of Dioscorea cayenensis subsp. rotundata (Guinea yam), 654 nucleotides long. Its product is annotated as protein FAR1-RELATED SEQUENCE 12-like. Gene Ontology annotation, molecular function: zinc ion binding. The coding region runs from base 1 to 654 and encodes 217 amino acids. The record is from RefSeq and is a predicted model, not a curated record. The transcript has a single exon. Lineage: Eukaryota; Viridiplantae; Streptophyta; Magnoliopsida; Dioscoreales; Dioscoreaceae.